GUCAUACUACGCGGCCGUACCGAGCAAAUCGAACGUUCCUAGCAAAGGCGAGUACCCGCCGCCUCCCGCGCACAGCCGGCUCAUCUCCGGCAAACCCUCGGACAAAAUGACCGCCGCCGGCAUCCACCCCUCGAUGCUGCCCAAGGGCGACCUGUCCAUGUACGGCUACCAGGUGCACGCCUCCCCCAACGCCUACUACGAGCCAAAGAAGUCCUCGGACCUGUACAAAACCACCACGCCGGGCGGUCUAGUAGUCACUAAGGCGGGGGAUGGACGGGGAGGGAGCUACCCAACCCUCCGCCGCUGGUCAAAGCGAGAUGAAGAACUCGGUGAUCAAGCCCUCACGCAAUCUCCCCAUCACAUGGGACACGCUCCUAGUCCUCACCAUCACCUCGAAACGCCCAAAUCCGGACACCACAGAUCUUCCGGCAACCAGAUGCCCAGCCCUCAUCACCAAAGACAGUCGCCUCACGGGGUGGCGCACCCUCACAGCCAGCAACACAUGUCGCCCGAGUUACGGUUUAGGCAAGAACCAGGGCAGACAAUGAUCUUUCCUACUUCAGGCAAACCUGGGUUUCCUUUCAUGUCAACGGCAUCAACUCCUGGCAGUUACACUCUAGCUACGACAGCCUCGAUGGCCGGUUCCAAACCCAAAGUAUCCUCUCCAGCGCCUCAGCAUAUCUACGGCAAACCGUCCGCGGUGAGCGUGGUACCGGUGAGCCGACCGCACGAGGUCCAAGCUCCUCCUCAUCCUGUUCCUAAACCUCCGUUGAGCGCGAACGUGUCUCCAUCGCCCUACCAGCAAGUGUCUCAGUACCACCCUCCGGCGAUGGCUUCCAGUUCUAACGUCAACAGUUGCCCACCUCCUCCCGCUCAUAGUAGUCGUACCACGUCGACGAUAGGCUAUAGUAUAUCACCGGGACCGGUGGUAUUCAACAGCAAGUCCAAACGCAACCUGCUUGAUCUUGGUAUUAGUUCAAAUAAAUCAAGUAAUGACCAACCUACGUCGCCCAAAAGAAAAACGACGCCACUGGGCACGCCAGUUUGUUUGGAGGUUAAGAAACGUCGAGUAGAGACACCUCCCGGUUUAACGCCGACGUUACAACAGAAUCUGAAGAAUUUCGGUAAUAAUUUGGCACCUCAGCCUCAACUGGCAAGGGUCAGCGAACCCAGCCCUCUCAUAGCUAGCGCCGCAACUACAAUUACAACCCUCGUCAAUACCCUCGCAGCUUACAGGACACCCGUAACAACAGUGACAACAAACCUCCUAGUUCCAACUCAGUCACCCACAUCACUGACCGAAAAUCUACCCGACCUGAGCGUGACGACGGUCACUUUAGACGCGCCGCGCCCCGCGAGCACCGAUUCCACACAUUCCACGCCUCCCGCCAAGCCGGCCACGCCCAGCUUACCGCUCAGUUCGAGUCCGGCGCCGCCAGCGCGCAACACGCCUACGCCUAACAGCGUAGGAGCACCGCCUCUAUCGACCACACCCAAUCCUGGCGGAGGCGGAUGUUCCACGCCCAAUAACAUGCCGGGAACGAGUAGCACGCCUCCGAUUACGGACGAGAAUCCGGGCACACCCCUUAAGAUCCCGCCCAGCGCCGUGGAUUCAGAGAAAAGUAAUAGUCCGGGACCGCAGAAGACCGCGGGCGGGACUUAUCCCGUCAGGCAUCUGAAAAAGGCGUGGCUACAAAGGCACACAGGCGAAGACCUCGAAGACACGACAGGCGUAGUCGGUUCCGGUAGUUGCGUGUCCCUUCCCCUAAACCUAGGCUCCCCCAGUCCGCCGCCGGCAAAGAAAGAGAACCCGGUCAAUUCCAUCCACUCUGUGGGCAGCAUGGCGGUGAACAGCAUCAACAAAAGCAAGCAUUUCCAGGCCAAAACGGUCGGGCGUAAAACUAAAGAGAACGUCAAUGGGGAUGCGUCGAGUAAGAACAACGAUGACUCGUCGAGUUCGGAUCAGGAACGCGGGGGUCGUAAAAGCCCCCCUAAGAGGAAACCUCCGAAAGUGAAGAGGAAAAAAGGUGGAGGUGCUGGUAAUAACAGCGCGGUAUUGGCUAAGAAGACUGCCGAGGAGAAGAAGCGGAAAAAUGAAAAGUUGGUGAGUGAAAUACAAAGUUAUUUUAAUGUCUUUUAA
Messenger RNA from Sitophilus oryzae (rice weevil), 2140 nucleotides. RefSeq names its product extensin-like. Lineage: Eukaryota; Metazoa; Arthropoda; Insecta; Coleoptera; Curculionidae. The record is from RefSeq and is a predicted model, not a curated record. The transcript has 7 exons. The annotation marks the transcript as partial.